Molecule: messenger RNA, 1787 nt
Organism: Bufo bufo (common toad)
Lineage: Eukaryota; Metazoa; Chordata; Amphibia; Anura; Bufonidae
Exons: 6
Coding region: 74-1777 (567 amino acids)
Molecular function (GO): sequence-specific DNA binding
Source: RefSeq, a predicted model, not a curated record
AAUGAAUCCAGCCAGCAGUGGAGGCAACAUGGAGAAUCGCUUUACAUUAAUAACUAAUUUUUGAAUUGAGACCAUGCCCUCGUGCAUAAUAAAGGGUUGUACGCACACCUGGAGGGACAAAGGGAAAAAUAUGAUAAUGCAUGUUUUUCCGAAAGAUCGGGGAAUUGUCCGUAAAUGGAUUGAGCAGGCCCCCGAUCGUUUUCCCAACGUAGAAGAAUGGGUUGAAAAAAUCAUGGAUUCCAAAAAAACACAUGACAAUUACCGAUUGUGCUCUAAGCACUUUGACUUUUUUGCUUAUGAAGAAGGUGGCUUACGUAAAAAAUUACGGCCAGACGCUGUGCCCACCAUUUUUCCAAAAAAACUUGACAGUACACAGGAUUCGUCAGAUGCAACUGCAGGGACAGCGAAAGAAAGCCAAUCAACCUCGGAAUCAUUCAUGAGUUCGGACUUGCGAUCUGCUAGUGGAGAAACUCAAGCUGCAGCUGUAACAGUGCCCACGUUAUCGACUACGCCAUCUGUGAGAAGGAGACCUAAGAAAAAGGUUGCAAAUGUGCCUACUACCCAAGUUAGGUCAGAUGCUGUUAUUUCAACUGGUAACGUAAUUCUGAUGGGGGAAAUGAAUUUGCUUGGAAACACGAUACAACUGGACCUACCAUUGACUGCUACCGUAACAGAUAUGGAUGUUCAGAUUGCUAGUCUGAGUCAGCCAUCAAAGGAGGACAAAUCGAACAAUACAGACUUGUAUUGGUCGAAAGAUCACAAUACAUUUGUUUUAGAUACCAGCUUUGUUAAAAGAGUCAAUAUUGGUAUUCAGACCACAAAAAUUAAGCAUCGACAACGUGGCACACAGUGCCGUUUAUUGGCGGACCCGGUCAAAAUUGGAAAGGCACCUGUUUCUAGAGAGAGGCCUGCCCUGUGGCACACAAGAGCAGAAGUCUACCAUGACCGGAUAAGGAAGGGCCGAGCAUGGAAAGAAAUCAGCAAAGAGUUGCUACCAACGGCAUGGAACUCUGCAUCAGUGUCCAAAAAAGAAAAAAUAAUCCAGCAAAUAAAAAAAAGAUGGAAUACUUGCCGGAACCAAUUCCGGAGGGAAUUAAAUACGAAAUGCAAGAGUGGUGUUUGGGGCAAGAAGAAGCCAUAUAUGUAUACCCGACACCUUCAAUUUCUUAAACCAAUAAUGGAUUUAAGAAGAACUGUGGACAACCUAUCGGACAAUUCAAAUUCACAAGCACCGUCCUGCGAAUUGGAUGACAGACCAGGACUGUCCUCAGAUACCCAAGUGAAAAUUGAACAGCCUGAGGUCAUGGGGGAAUCUUCUGUGUCUUCAGUUUCUCUCCUUCACCAGCCUCUGCAGGAAAGAUCAGAAAUUCGAGAAGAGGUCCAGGAUAACAAUCCAGAAGUGGUCCAGGCCAAUCCUGAACCCAGCCAGCAACAAAGAGCAGCACCUGUUAGCCAUUCUUCUGGCAGACGAGGCCGAAGGGUCAUGGAGUAUCUAAACCGGAAUCGGUCUGAUGCCAAGGAAGAAACAGCUUUAAAAGGGCUCGCUCCUUCCUUGUGCCGUGUGCCAGAAGAACGGCAAACACGGUGCCUUUCUGCGUUGGCCAUGGUAAUUGAUGAAUUUACGGGGCCUGCAGAGCCACAUGAAGUGCUUCACUUCUUAGAAAAAAGCAGAGACAAAAGAUUAAACGUAAUAACUCCUUAUUCCCGUCUUAACAGACCAGACACCCCAAUUUUGCACACCCCUGGCCCAUAUUCUAGGGAAUUAUUUGAAUUAUAAUUUUUUUUUU